GUCAUAGUUAUAACUCAAAUCGUUCUGCUGCACGUACAGCAUACUAAAAUAUAUUUUUAAAAUUAUUGUUAAAAUGCCCAAGAAAACUGUGGAAGACGGAUUUGUGAAAGGAGAUUCUAGUAAUCUUCCAAAAGUUACUGCGUUUAUGGUUUUUGAGUUUUUAACGAGGGACGACCGAUUCAAUACGCCUGAAACUCGAAACGUCAAGUUGAGCUUGUCUUCUAGAGAGUCAUAUGGUGAUUCUGCAGUAGGUUAUGUACGUCUUCAGAGGAUGCAUUCCAUGUGUACAGUGAAAGCCGAUAUUUGUCCUGAGCACAGAGUUCGACAAAAAGAUUACACUGUUAUAUUAAAAGUUGAUGAAAAGGCAGAGCAGGUCACCGAAUUACAAUGUUUGGAUUGUGCUGCAUCCACAGGUGGGUGUAAGCAUGCGGUAGCGUUUCUCAUGUGGGUUCACAGAAGAACAGAGGAUAUUUCACCAACAGAAACCACCUGCUACUGGAAAAAAGCUUCUCUGUCAACAGUUGGAACUUCUCUUAAGUAUAUUGUGGCUAGUGAGUUAAUCUCUCAGACAGAAAAGAUCAGCAAAGAUGAUUUGCCUGAUGAUUCAACUUUUCUGAAGGAGCUUUUGAUAGAAGCACAAAAACGAAAUUUAGAUAGUCAGCUAACAAGGCACAAUUUUGAAAUGAAAGACAGAGAAGUGUAUAUGUUGUCAAUGCACUACAUCUUCAACCAAUGUGUGACUGAAGGAUUAUUAUCUGUAUCAGAAGUCACUCAAUUUUCUAAACAACUCCUUCAAGAUAGGCAUGAUUUGUGCAAAAAAGCUGAGCUCGAGACAAGGAAUCAAAGCGAGAAUUUACUGUGGUUUGAACUUAGAUAUGGUAGGAUCACAGCUUCCAAACUAUAUGAAGCUUCUAAAUGCUCGACAGGGGAUGGAAGCUUAUUAAAUCAAAUAAUUGGAGCUUCAAAAAAGUUUGACUCCAAAUUUAUGGAAAGAGGAAGAAAUUUAGAAAGUGACGUUAUAAAAACAGUGGAAAGUGAAAUAGGAAAAAAGAUUGAAAAAAGUGGAUUUAUUAUCAUCCCAGAAUACCCAAUGAUUGGAGCAUCACCUGAUGGGAUUGGAGAUGAUUUUGUGGUUGAAGUCAAGUGCCCUUCCAAAGAAGACUUAAUUAAAAACUAUAUAAAAAAUAAUAAAGUGACUGAAAAAUAUAAAUCCCAAAUAAUGCUACAAAUGUUGGCUGCUGAAAAGAAAAAAGGACUAUUUGUAGUUGCUGAUCCUGAAUAUGAAAAAACUAAAAGUGUCACUAUUAUUAAACUUGAGUUGGAAGAAAAAUUUUUAACUGCUGUUUUGAAACGAGCUAUACAAUUUUGGGAGAAAAACGUGUUUCCUAAAUUAUUGGACACUUUUCAUAAGAAAUGA
This is a messenger RNA of Trichogramma pretiosum, 1417 nucleotides long. RefSeq lists its product as uncharacterized. The transcript is spliced from 3 exons. Bases 74 to 1417 code for a protein of 447 amino acids. NCBI's taxonomy places the organism in Eukaryota, Metazoa, Arthropoda, Insecta, Hymenoptera, Trichogrammatidae. The record is from RefSeq and is a predicted model, not a curated record.